Messenger RNA from Echinops telfairi (small Madagascar hedgehog), 2146 nucleotides. RefSeq names its product APOBEC1 complementation factor (gene A1CF). The record is from RefSeq and is a predicted model, not a curated record. The transcript is spliced from 12 exons. Gene Ontology annotation, molecular function: mRNA binding. The coding region runs from base 118 to 1761 and encodes 547 amino acids. Gene Ontology annotation, cellular component: nucleus. NCBI's taxonomy places the organism in Eukaryota, Metazoa, Chordata, Mammalia, Afrosoricida, Tenrecidae.
ACCAGAGUGGCACGGUGAACUCGCCAUAAUCAAAGACACCUUUUCCGGGCGAGGAUCUCUGAAAUCACUCAGUGAGCAACCCUAAUUAACCUGAUUUUUUGCUGAUAAUCACUCUCAAUGGAAUCAAAUCAAAAAUCCGGGGAUGGAUUGAGCGGCACGCAGAAGGAAGCGGCUCUCCGCGCACUCAUCCAGCGCACAGGAUAUAGCUUGGUCCAGGAAAAUGGACAGAGGAAAUACGGCGGCCCUCCACCUGAUUGGGAUGCUGCACCUCCUGAAAGGGGCUGUGAAAUUUUUAUUGGAAAACUUCCCCGAGAUCUUUUUGAAGAUGAGCUUAUACCAUUAUGUGAAAAGAUCGGUAAAAUUUAUGAAAUGAGAAUGAUGAUGGAUUUUAAUGGCAACAAUAGAGGAUAUGCUUUUGUAACAUUCUCAAAUAAACAGGAAGCCAAGAAUGCAAUCAAGCAACUUAAUAAUUAUGAAAUUAGCUACGGUGGUGGUGAUAAAGGAAGAAAAGCAAAGCAAAAAGAGAAAUAUGAUCAAAAAUUUGGGAAGAGAAAGUUAUUGACCAAGAUCACGGUCCAGGGAAGAAUUCAGUUAUGGGGACAUCCUAUUGCAGUAGAUUGGGCAGAGCCAGAAGUAGAGGUGGAUGAAGACACUAUGUCUUCCGUGAAAAUCCUUUAUGUAAGAAACCUUAUGCUGUCCACAUCGGAAGAGAUGAUUGAGAAGGAAUUCAACAACAUUAAACCAGGUGCUGUGGAGAGGGUGAAGAAAAUCCGAGAUUAUGCGUUCGUGCACUUUAGUAACCGAGAAGAUGCAGUUAAGGCUAUGAAAGCUUUAAAUGGGAAGGUCGUGGAUGGCUCCCCCAUUGAAGUGACCCUAGCCAAACCAGUGGACAAAGACAGUUAUGUUAGGUACACCCGGGGCACAGGUGGAAGGAGCGCUGUGUUGCCAGGAGAAUACACCUACUCUUUGGGCCACGUUUAUGAUCCCACCACAACGUAUCUUGGAGCACCUGUCUUCUAUGCCCCCCAGGCCUAUACUACAGUUCCCGGCCUUCAUUUUCCAGCAACCAAAGGCUAUCUAGGCAAUAGGGCCAUUAUCCGGGCCCCUUCGAUUAGAGAAAUUUACAUGAAUGUACCUGUAGGGGCUGCGGGAGUCCGAGGCCUGGGCGGCCGUGGCUAUUUGGCAUACACAGGCCUGGGUCGUGGCUACCAGGUCAAAGGAGACAAGAGAGAAGAUAAGCUCUAUGACCUUUUGCCUGGGAUGGAGCUCACCCCAAUGAAUCCUGUCACUGUAAAGCCCCAAGGAAUGAAACUUGCUCCCCAGAUACUAGAAGAAAUUUGUCAGAAAAAUAAUUGGGGACAACCAGUGUACCAGCUGCACACUGCCAUUGGACAGGACCAAAGACAACUCUUCUUGUACAAAAUCACCAUUCCUGCUCUGGCCAGCCAGAACCCUGCAAUCCACCCUUUCACGCCUCCAAAGCUAAGUGCCUAUGUGGAUGAAGCCAAGACAUAUGCGGCAGAGCACACCUUGCAGGCCCUCGGUAUCCCCACUGAUGGAGCCGAAACAGCAGCGGCGGCAGCUGUUGCUUCUGCUGCUGCCUUUCCAGGAUACGCGGUCCCGAAUGCCGCCGCGCCUGUGUCUGCAGCGCAGCUCAAGCAUGCGGUGACCCUGGGACAAGACCUGGCAGCCUAUGCAACCUAUGAGGUCUACCCCACCUUCGCACUGGCUGCCCGAGGGGAUGGAUAUGGAACCUUCUGAAGAUGGCUUUUGACUGAGGACGGAGACCCACAGAACUCCCUGUGACAGAAAUGUACCUCUACGGCAGUCCCACGGUGAUGACAAAGUAGUGUUUUUCCUAAAGUCACGUCUCUCCCGAGACCAUAUUGCUGAUCCUAAUUGUAGACUCACAAUAUGAGAACAUUCUUCCUAAGUCACAUCAAAUGGAAGCUUCUUGUCUGACACCAAAAGCUAAAGAGCCACUGUCCUCACAAGCUGUUCUUCCAGGGUUCUUGGAUGCCCUGGGAUUAUGUUUGCAAAUCCUCAAUGACUGGGGAGGGACCUUUUAGCCAGCACGGGAUUAGGGCAGAUCAGUCCCUUGGCAGUCGUCACACCAAUGGGAGUCAAGUAAAUUCCAUGGUCUUAA